Molecule: messenger RNA, 4440 nt
Organism: Anas platyrhynchos (mallard)
Lineage: Eukaryota; Metazoa; Chordata; Aves; Anseriformes; Anatidae
Gene: PDCL
Product: phosducin like
Biological process (GO): regulation of G protein-coupled receptor signaling pathway; heterotrimeric G-protein complex assembly
Cellular component (GO): cytoplasm
Source: RefSeq, a predicted model, not a curated record
CGGGGCUGGGGACGGGUGGGGACGGGGGGGGCAGCGGCCGCCUCACGGUAAUCCGGGCGGUAAUCCCGGUAAUCCCGGCGGUAAACCCGCAGCAGGCACGGAGCGGGCCCCUCAGGCGGGUCCCCGCGGAGCAGCGCUGCGGAGGGGGGGCAGGAGGCUGUGCAGGUGGCGGCCGUUGCCUCAGCGGCCCCGUCCCUGCCAACAGGAGCCGGCAGCGCCGGGACCAUGGCAGCCGCGGAGACCUCGCCGGUGGUGCCCUGAUCCGCAGCGCAAAUCCCAGGUCGGAGCCGUCAGCACCGAGCGUCUGCCUGGUUUGUCCCGGUAUUUAACACCUUGAAUUAAUACAACCUGAAAUCUCUGCCUCCAGGUUUUGUUGGAAGCUUGUUUCUGAGAGACUGGAAAGGAAUAAAGAACAUAAUGACUGCUUUGGAUGAUAAACUACUUGGCGAGAAGCUCCAGUAUUAUUACAGCAGUAGUGAGGGUGAGGAUGAAGACAGUGAGAAAGAAGAUAAAGAAGGGGAGAGCUCCAUUCCUGAAACUGUUGGGGAAAUAGAGCUCAGCAGCGAUGGAAGUGCAGUCAACACAGGUCCGAAAGGAGUCAUUAAUGACUGGCGGAGAUUUAAACAACUGGAGACAGAACAGAGACAGGAGCAGCGCAGAGAAAUGGAACGACUCAUAAAGAAGUUAUCUAUGACUUGUAGAUCUCACUUAGAUGAAGAGUCUGAGAAACAGAAGCAGAAAGAGAUCCAGGAAAAAAUAAAUGGAAAGAUGACAUUACAAGAAUAUAACAUGAUUCACAACGAUGAAGAUGAUGAGGAAUUCUUACAGCGAUACAGGAAGCAGCGGAUGGAGGAGAUGAGGCAGCAGUUGUACAGUGGGCAGCAAUUUAAAAAGGUUUUUGAGAUUACCAGUGGAGAAGCAUUUUUGGACACGGUUGAUAAAGAGCAUAAAAGCACACUGAUCAUGAUCCAUAUUUACGAAGAUGAUAUCCCUGGCAGUGAAUCCCUGAAUGGCUGUAUGAUCUGCCUGGCUGCUGAGUAUCCAACCGUUAAAUUUUGCAAAGUAAAGAGUUCGCUCAUUGGUGCCAGCACCCGCUUUACUAAUAAUGCUCUGCCGGCUUUGCUGAUCUAUAAGGCGGGUGAGCUCAUUGGCAACUUUGUGCGAAUCACUGACCAGCUUGGAGAAGAUUUUUUUGCUGUAGACCUGGAGGCUUUUUUGCAGGAGUGUGGUCUGCUUCCAGAAAAAGACCUAGUGCUCCUGACUUCUAUACAUAACCCAUCUGCUUGUUACAGUGAAGACAGUGAUCUGGAAAUAGACUGAACCACUUACGCCGAUGGGCCAGUAGGUGUAGUUGUACAGCGGGAUGUUGUUGUGCUAGGGGCUGGUUUCUUCCUUUCUUAGCGUGGGUAUAUUAUUCUUCGCCUCCAUGCACUUCAACUUUUGCUCGUUAAAAUUUUGUUUAAAAUAAUACAAGGAAUUCCUAACAUUUUCUUAAAUUAAUUCAGUAAAGUGCACACUAAAACUGUCUUGCUUUUAUGCAGUUCAAACUGUAUUAUACUAAACCUGAAUUUCUAACACAAUUCAGUAAAUUUAGGAAAUUGUGUAUUCUGUUGUCAUCUCUCACUUAAAUUUUGUAAACAUUUUGUCCUUGGAUCAGUUGUUUAUAGUCAGUCUCCUUACAGAUUUGCUUAAACAACGUGAAUACCAAUUGGAUCAGAAAGUGGGCACCUAGUCACUAAGACAAACGUGUUUUGAAGUGCUCCAAUCUUUUAUUAACCUGGAGUUGAACUGCUGCCAGUGAAUUAACAAUGCUAGGUCCCAUCUUCCAUUUGUAGUCCCCUUCUUGGAAGUACCAUUAUUCUAACAAUUGGUGCCAUAUUUUUGUUCUUUUCUCACUUGCAAAUAACAACAGCUCCUGACUUGAUACUGAAAAUUACCUUUCAGCUGGAGAGGGUUCUUUAACCUUACCCAAGACUUAAAUGAGAAAAUCUUCCUUCUGUUACAGCUCUUAAUGUAUUCUUGGGUUUUAAAAUACCUACCAUUAGUUCAUAGUAGUUACUUCUGCAGAAAAUAAGCUCUGCCUCUUAAGAGAAAGAGACCUUUUAUAAAGAGCUCCAAAGGACAUGCUGAAUAGCAUCAAGGAGAAUUUUGUUGGCAAAAUGCAGAAUUAGAACUUGAAUAGCCUCAGAAUUUCGUACAUCUCUAAAAUUGUUAAAUCACUGCUGAUGGUCAUUUCUGUCUGUCUUCAGAUUAUCUGCUUAAGCUGGAUCUUCAGCUGCAUUUUGAAUAUUAAUAACCCCUGGACCUGACAGAUGACUGGAAGGCUCUGUGGGAAAUCACCCUUGAGCCGAUAGACCAGAUCCCUAGGCAGGUGUUCAGUAGCACAGCUGAUUCCCUUGUCUGAAGCACAGGGACUCGUUCUUACACAGAGGGCUUGGCUUGAUCAAAACCAUGGCUUGCCCUGUUCUUCCUCUGAUGGCAGCUCUUCAGGAGCUAUCACAGCUCUUUCAGCUGCCCAGUGACAUUGAUCUUAAAGUUCUCCUCUCCCCCAGAACACAGGGUGGCUCCUACUGCUGGGCACAGGGUGAAAGCUGUGCAGCACUGGCUGAGCCCGUUUGUCUUUUUCAUGAGCACUAUUGCUCCUGAACGCAAGAGCUGUAUAUUGCGCUUCGUCAUUACCAUUUGUUAGUGGUUACAUUUUUAUUAAAGUGUUUGUUUUGUUUAUGCUCUACUAACUUUGUAUAUCAGAGGUAAUAUGGGGAAGUAAUUUUCAGGGUUUCUAGUACGUUACAGUUCACCCUGACUCCAGCAAGUCUAGCGCUAGGUAGCCGUGAGAUAACCUGAGUAGCAUUAGAAACCAUUAGCAAUUUACAGUGAGCGCAAGCAUGAAAACCUCCAGCAAUGCAGAGCAACACAAAGGUUUUCCUGGCCAGGUUAUGGCUGAGUGACUCAAACAAUGUACCUGGUACAAAUGAGCAUGUUGAAUGCGUGCACUCUGUACUUAGUUGUUACUGAAUUACGUGUCUUCUGCAUACUUAAUUGGAUGUUACAACACUUCUGCUUUCUCAUGCAUUCCUUAUGUUGCUCGUUAUUUUUUAAUUGUGAGGAAAGUAGACUAUAGUUACCUGAAUAUACGACCCAGUGUAAUGCCAUGUUUAAUGAUUAAAUUUAAUUGUGUUUUUUUUUUUUUUUAAUUUUCAUUGUUGUUGUUUAGCUUUUUUGCAAGUUGAAGGCACUUUGGAACACCAGGAAGAAAUGCAAAUGCCUGUGUAAGCUCUUGGUUCACAGUAAAACUAGAUCUUAUUAGAGAAAAAUAAGUGUUGGCAAUUGUAUCUAUUUGAACGAUAUUAUUAAAAGUGCAAUAAGCAGGAAGAGAAGUAGUUCGUAAUUAAAAAUUACUGAAUUGGCACAAAUUGUAGCUGUUUUAAGGGAACUGGCAGAAGCCCAAAUUUUAAAAUGUGAUAAGGGAUUCUUUUCUUUUUAGAAUUGCGGAAAAAAAAAAACACACAUGAAAGUUACGUGAAAUUAAAUCAUUGAGCGUGGGUAUCAGCACAUCUAAGAAAAAAAGUCAAAGCAGCUGUAAUUUAUAUUUAGGAGGAGGUUCAGUUAAGUAUGUAGCACAGACAGGGUGCGUAUUAGCAUCAUAAUAAAAUGAUUUGGAGGGGCGAGAGCUGACUGCUUGAAGUGCUUUGAAGUUUUAUUUGUGCAAAGUGUUUUUUGUUUGUUUUUGUUUUUUAAUCCCUACGUCAGUAAAGCUGUAAUAGGAUCAAAACCUCUCCUGCUGCUCUGUGUCAGAUGGCCUGCAGCAAGGGGACUCGGUUAUUAAUCUUCAGUGCUCAACUACAUGACAGAUGUUUCAUGGUGCCAAUAGCAAAAGGAAAAAAAAAGAAAAGGCGUGUGGGAAAGAAGUCUGAAUUCAAUUAAUCACUAAUCUUGGAGCAUACAGUAAGCAUAAGGGAGAGAGGGAUAGAGAGAAGAUGUGUUAGGAUGCUGCUUCUCAUUGUCAGCACAGACAACACAAAUCUGAGCAGUCAGAGGUUGGCUGCUGGAGCUGCUGAGAAGCGUUGUGGGCAGGGCUGGGUAGUGCUGCCAGGUGCUUUUGCCCGUUCUUGAAGCUAAGUCCUCCCAAAUUGACCAAGCAGUAAUUGUGUGCUCAAAACCCAUCAUGCACAUUAAACAACAUGGCAAAGUGAAAUGAAUUUUAAGAUAUGUUAGCUAUUUGUUUGUCCCCUGUCUGUUCAAUAGAACUCAAAACUACAACUCCUGUCUGUAAAUGUUAUAGCUGAAAUGUUGAAGUCUAUUUAUUUAUCUAAUUUUAGAUAAGGCCCUGACCAGGCUAAAAACUGGAGUGUAUUUGUGUAUAUAUAUGCAUUAGAGGACUGAAAAUAAAAGGAAAUUGUACCAACCCCUACAUACAAUAAAAUAGUUCUGAAACAUCCA